This is a messenger RNA of Trichomonas vaginalis G3, 957 nucleotides long. RefSeq lists its product as uncharacterized. The transcript has a single exon. The record is from RefSeq and is a predicted model, not a curated record. Bases 1 to 957 code for a protein of 318 amino acids. Lineage: Eukaryota; Parabasalia; Trichomonadida; Trichomonadidae.
AUGGGUGAAGCAGCACAAAUUGGACAGAAAUUUGUUGGAAAACUUACUGAAGCAUCAGUAACAGAACAGCCGUUAUCUCCAGUCGAUAAUUUAAUAAAACAAUCUCUAAAUGAUCCGAUUUCAUUUUUAUCAGAUUUAAUUGCAGACAAAAUUCCAGUAGGAAAUGCAGAAGAAACAAUAAAUAAUUUCACCUUCCAACCCCUUAAAGAAUUAGGACUCUCCAUCUUAGCUAAAAAGAAAGAAAUGCUGGAUCAACCACUUCCAUCAAUAAAUGAAAAUGCAGAAUAUGCUGCCAUAACAACAGCAUUGGGUAAACUUACCACAUCAGUUGUUAAUGAAAAGACCAAAUCAGAAAUUCUUCAAAAAUUAUCCAAUAAGUUGAAUACAAAUCCAGCUCAACCGCUUCCUAUCCAGAUUGCAGCUAUACAAGAAUGUCUCCUCAAAUUAAACGAUACUAUUGCAAAUGGUACUGCAGGAGCUAAUGAUGCUCUCGUUCAUCGUCUCUACAAGAAGACUCAAGAUGCUGUUGCCGAUCUUGACUUCUAUAAUGAGCCAGAAUAUUCUGAUGAAGGUGAUGAUGAUAACAGAGUUCAAGAUGCCGAAAGAACAAUAGAUGCAAUGAGAGAUCUCUUAAUCUCUCAAAACAAAGAGUUGGUUCAAAUCAAGGAAGAUGUUAAAGAGACUCUUGAUGCUAAAAAAGUUCUUACUGAAGCAAUGCAAGAUGGCGAAGAGUUAUUGGUUAAAAAUGGAACAAGAAACAUCGUAAAAGGAAUUGAUGGAUACAUUAAGAAGGAUGGACGCCUUGAAGACAGGUUCCGAAGCUGGUUUUCCGUUUUGGCCUUAAUGAAUACACAAUUAACAACAAAGGCCAACGGAUAUAGCUUACACAUCAAGAUUCUGUAUGUUAUUAUUAUUGUUUUAUCGGUUUUUCUUUUCCUUUCAAGGAAGAAAAAUUAA